AUGGCGACAUGUCGCCUGGAGUUGAUGGGUGUGCACGACUAUCCGAGGCAUGCUUCCACCGUGCUGCGGAGAUUUCACAAGGCCGGUAUCCUGUCGGGCUUCAAUAUCCCCAACAAGAAGCCUGGAGAGCCAUUGCUGGAAUGGGCUCGCGUGCUGUUGAGCGAGUUCCCUGCAGUGGAAGUGACGGUACAUUACAGUCUGAAGCACCAGCGCCGAGCGAAUCCGGUGGAGGCUUUGAGGGCUUGGUGUCAUGAGGCUGCCGCUGUGGGAGUUCGGAGAGUACUGCUGGUGACUGGUCCGCACGGACCUCGGCAAGACACCGUGAAAGUACUGAACCAGUUCGGCCGGCCAGUUGAAGGAGUCCGUUUGGGAGUUGCCUUCAAUGCGUGCCUGCCAACCGAAGCUGAACGAGAGAUGGAGCGAAAGCGCUUGGUCCAGAAGUUGCGGACCGGAUUGGUCGAGGACAUAUGGCUGAAUACUGGCGUGGAUGAAGACAUGCUACGAAGUGGUAUCGCCUUUGUCAAGACCACAUGCGACAAGUUGAAUAUAGCACCACAUAUAUUUGGGUCGGCAAUGCUUCCCAGUGAAGGGCAGCUGCAGCAGAUGCGCGAACGCCCGUGGAAUGGUGUCCAGUUUAGCGAGGAGUUCCUCAGUUCUGUCGAGGGGAUGGGUUCGGCGACAAGUAGAGUCUUGGCCAUCUUCCGAGAGCUGGGUGUGGAGCCAAUCAUUGAGAGCAAGGUCAAGAGCGACAUGGAUGUGUUGAAGUUGAAUGCUCUCCUGAACGGUGAUCCGGAGAGUUUAGAAGUAAUAGAGAAGCCAAGUCGAGAAGGCCAUCUGGCUAGCCAGUUUGGAUCAGCCGACUUGGCCAGUUCCUUGGAACCGCAGAAAGAAGACGGUGGACAAGCCGACAAGCGAUGUGGGGCACAGUUCUGUCCUCCAGUGAGGAGGCGCUGGGGGAAUGGCCAAAGAAGAAACGCAUAG
This is a messenger RNA of Symbiodinium natans, 981 nucleotides long. Lineage: Eukaryota; Dinophyceae; Suessiales; Symbiodiniaceae. The record is from the annotation of a GenBank genome assembly.